AUACAUUUUGAUUGAAUAAAUCGAAUAAAUGUAAAAAUCAUAACUCAUGAAACAACACUCAUACAAAGUGCUUUACUUACAUGUCCUAAGUUUCUACGUAUAGUACAUUAAAAUGUGAAAGUCAAUUAAGAUUUGCAAGUGUAUAAUUAUAUAUUUUUACGUUACAAUUAUAAAAUAAGUCUAAGAAAGAAAUACAUAAAAUGACUAAGUUUAUCAUUUAUAAAAACAAGCAUCAAUAUUGUCAUUGAAAAAUAAUACAAAAUGAUAUGAGAACGAUAUUUCAUAAAAAAUAUAACAAAUAAUAAUGACUCGUUCAAUAUUCUUGUAAAGCUUCGCGGUAUAAUGCAGAAUUAAUCAUUAGGAAAUCCGGGGAAGUCCGACGGAAAGUUCAUUUGCUACAUGAAGAAAAAGUACCUACCAAAGUGAAGCAUUAAUUUCGCCGAACCUAUUCACAGAAAUCUCGUUCAUCUUGAUGAACAAACAAGACUUGUAAUCUGUUAUUUCCUUAGGAAGAUUUUUAAGCCGAUGAUAAGUAAUCAGUAAUCAAAUCCACAAUUUGUGUGAACGUUGCACUUUAGUUGCAUUUUCGUAUAUUGCAUUUUAUAAAUCUGCUUUUAUUUCAUUUUAUUUUUAGAUAUUUUGAUCUUUGACAUAAGGGGAAAAAAUGUAGUGUCACUACAGAUGUUUAUACUAAACUAGAUUGCUAAUAUGUCACUAUUUGAAUAAUAUUAAAUGACUUGUAGGACACAUGAAAUUUUCGGUUGUGAGAAAUAACGGUUCUGUAUGUAAAAUAUAUGCCAUUUGUGUGAGUCUUACUUAUAGUGUCGAUGUGUAUCCGCGUGGAAUAUGCUAUUGUUUUAUUUUUUAUGCGAUUUCAUUGAUUAUGUUGACAUAUUCAAGACUGCCGCCAUUUUCUUUUAUACAAUCGGAAAUUUCACGCGACCGACGUCUGAAAUCUAUAGUAGCAAUUUAGUUUAGUGUAGAUAUCUGUGAAUAACACAUGAUUAACUGAAAAAACGAUAGUCUUCUACAUAUCACACAAAUCACUUAUUAUUUUCAAGUAUUAAGAUUGCAAGAUGUCGGGCAUCGUGGAGUGGUAUAGAGAUUUAAUCGACAAUAAACAGGAUCCGAGAACGGAAGAAUGGUUUCUAGUUUCUAGUCCUGGUCCAACCCUGACGAUCGUAGCGACAUACAUAUACUUCUGCAUCUCCGCCGGACCGAGAUAUAUGAAGGACAAGAAGCCAUAUGAUUUGAAGACUACUAUGAUAAUUUAUAACUUCAUUCAGGUCCUGUUAAGCCUUUAUUUGGUUCACGAGGGCUUGUUAAGCGGUUGGUUAUACGAAUACAAUUAUAUCUGUCAACCAGUCGAUUAUUCGUAUAAACCGAGCUCCGUAAGGAUGGCCCGUGGUGUUUACACGUAUUUCAUAUGUAAGCUGAUCGAGCUGCUGGACACCGUUUUCUUCGUGAUGCGCAAGAAGGAUCGUCAAAUCUCAUUUCUACAUCUCUAUCAUCAUUCAAUGAUGCCGAUCUGCGCUUGGAUUGGCGUCAAAUUCUUCGCUGGCGGCCAUCCGACUCUCCUUGGUGUCAUCAACUCUUUCAUCCACGUCUUCAUGUACACGUAUUAUAUGUUGGCGGCGUUUGGGCCGCAUAUGCAGAAGUAUCUCUGGUGGAAAAAGCAUUUGACUACUAUGCAGAUCGUGCAAUUUAUUAUAAUAUUCUUUCACAAUAUUCAAAUGUUAUUUACUAGUUGCAACUUCCCGAAGCCACUCUCGUUCCUACUUAUGCUCAACUCCGGCAUGUUCAUUUACAUGUUCGGAUCGUUCUACGUGAAUAAUUAUGUAAAGAAAUCGAAGGAUCGAAGAUCAGAAAUAACAAAGAAAUCGAAGACUAAUGGUGUUGUACGUAUCGCGACCAACGGAUCCGUUAGCGUUAAUGGUAAUUCGAUCUUCUUUGACGAGAUAGACAACGCUAAGUUCGAUUAAAGGACUCUCGACGUGGAGUGUUUCUGUUCGCAAGACUGUAACUGCGCGAAUAGAAGGAUGAUUCUUCCAAGGAUGAUUUAUCAAGGGAAACAUAUAUUGGAUUUUGUAACGUAGUUGCAAUAAACUUCGUAUCUACUGAGAGAAAAAAUAAAAAAAGAGAAAAAGAGUGAGAGAAAGAGAAAUAACGUUCUCGUUAUUAAAAGACAUUCUCGCGGCCUCGACGUUAUUCCGUCAAUAUUUCUGCAACGCAAAUUAUGAAAGUAGGUUCACGCAUGCUAGUAGGAAAAAGUGGAAGGAUUGAUUUGACAUACUUACGUUAAGAACGAUUGGCUUAUGAGAACGAUCUUUACACUUUUUAUUAGAUUAGGCGCAAUCUAGACGAUUUAAUCAUUAUUUCUAUAAAAAAUCUAUUUCUCCGAUUUACGAAAUCUUGAAGAGUUUGUAAAAUAAAUUUUAAUAUGUAAUAUGA
This is a messenger RNA of Nylanderia fulva, 2451 nucleotides long. Lineage: Eukaryota; Metazoa; Arthropoda; Insecta; Hymenoptera; Formicidae. The record is from RefSeq and is a predicted model, not a curated record.